AUGAAGCUCACUCUCAUGCUUGCGGCCACCGUGCCAGCUCUUGCCGCCGUCGCCGGGCCGAUCGAGUCCCGCACCUGUGUCAACGACUGCAAACCACUGGGCUGCUACACCGAUUCUGCCUCAUUCCGCGCCCUCGACAUCAACACCCAAGUCCCUGGCGGCCCUAGUGGCCAGAGCCCCGAAGCCUGCACGGCAGCUUGUGUCGCCCACGACCUUGCCUUCGCCGGUGUUGAGAAUGGGGGCGAGUGUUGGUGCGGCGCGUUUAUCAACAGUGGACAGACCCUUGCCUCGAACCAGGCUCUAUGCAGCACACAAUGCUACGGAGCCCCAGGCGAGAUCUGUGGCGGAGCUGGCGGCAUUAACAUAUACGACUGUACAACGGCCUUGCCAGCCCCAGUGAGCUACAAUGACUGUGCUCCUCUCGGCUGCUACACCGACUCCGUCUCCUUGCGCACCCUGGCCACCAACGUCCAGGUCGUAGGCGGUCCAAACAACCAAGGUCCCGAUGUCUGCACGGCGGCCUGCAAAGCAGCUGGCUUUAGAUACGCGGGUAACGAGUACGGCGGCGAGUGCUGGUGCGGGAACAGCCUUGACAACAACGGUGGACCAGCUCCGGAUCUGAACGAACAAUGCCAGAUGCCUUGCCACGGCGACUCCAGCCUCAUGUGCGGUGGCCCCGAUCGCCUGACCCUCUUUGACUGCGGUGCACUGGUGCCUAUUGUGACUAAGGCGGAAUAA
Pseudogymnoascus destructans is the source of this 738-nucleotide messenger RNA. RefSeq lists its product as uncharacterized. NCBI's taxonomy places the organism in Eukaryota, Fungi, Ascomycota, Leotiomycetes, Thelebolales, Thelebolaceae. The transcript has a single exon. The record is from RefSeq and is a predicted model, not a curated record. The coding region runs from base 1 to 738 and encodes 245 amino acids.